AGCGCGGCCGCGGCCGCUCCGCGCCUGGCGGCGGAGGGUGCGCGUAACCAGGGACACGCACACACAGCGCGGCCCCGCGCCCAUCGCUUUGCGGCCGAGCCCCGGUAACAAAGACCCGACCCGCACCCCCCUGCAUCCCGCUCCAUCCCUAUCCCCAGCCCCGGCCCCGCCGCGGGAUGUAGCCGGGCCGGGUGCUGGCAGCGAGGCUCCGCGGCGCCCCCGAUGCCCCCGCAGUGAGGCCGGGCGCGGUGCUGCCGGCCACCAUGGGGAAAUCCAACAGCAAGUUAAAGCCUGAAGUUGUGGAGGAGCUGACCAGGAAAACGUACUUUACGGAGAAGGAGGUGCAGCAGUGGUACAAGGGCUUCAUCAAGGACUGCCCCAGCGGGCAGCUGGAUGCCGCGGGCUUCCAGAAGAUCUACAAGCAGUUCUUCCCCUUCGGCGACCCAACCAAAUUCGCCACCUUCGUUUUCAAUGUCUUUGAUGAGAACAAAGACGGGAGGAUCGAGUUUUCCGAGUUCAUCCAGGCGCUGUCGGUCACCUCCCGGGGGACGCUGGACGAGAAGCUGAGGUGGGCGUUUAAGCUGUACGACUUGGACAAUGACGGGUACAUCACAAGGAACGAGAUGCUGGACAUUGUGGAUGCCAUUUAUCAGAUGGUGGGAAACACAGUGGAGCUUCCUGAGGAGGAGAACACACCGGAGAAGAGGGUGGAUCGGAUUUUUGCCAUGAUGGACAAGAACGCGGACGGGAAGCUGACCCUGCAGGAGUUUCAGGAGGGCUCCAAGGCUGACCCCUCCAUCGUGCAGGCGCUUUCCCUCUACGAUGGGCUCGUAUAGUCCCGGGGCCAAGCGGCGAUGCCUGGGGGAAGAUGCUCUCCGUGCCAUCCGACCACCGCCGCGCCAAGCUUGCCUGCCCCUCUCGGCCUUCCUCUCUGUUCCUCGAGCAGAGGAUGCCCUCGAAGCGCGAGCUCUCUCCCCUUCUCCGCACUCCGAACCAGCCGCUGCCAUUCGCCAACUUCUGCUUUUCCCAGUACAAAACCCACCUCGGAGCCCGGGCUGAGCGGCAGCGAGCACCCGAGACUGCAGCGCAGGGGGGCAGCGGGUCGAGCAUCGCUGCAGGCAGAGCAACCCCCCCCCUACCCCGGCCUCCUCCUCGCCCCCUUUGCUCCCCUUUUCCUAUGUUUUCGGAUGGGACUGUGGAUGCGCCGGUGUUGUCCUCUCCCGGGAAUCAGCUGGCUGGAGACGGAGCCCAAAGGUACCGGGGGACCCGCACCCCGGGGUGCUGCCUGCGCAGGGCAGGGGAGCCGAGGCACUGACGGCCAUUGGGAACACGCAGCGCUGGUGUCGCCAGCCCGGCCCGGCUCUCUAGGGAUAUAUAUUAUUAUAUUAAUUUUUUUUUGUGAGACAGUAUUGUGCUUUUUUCUCUUCUUUUUUUUUUUUUUUUUUUUUUCUCUUUCCUUUGGUGGAAAAAAAGUGAGGUUUGGUUGUUUUUUUUUUUACAUGCCUAUCUCCGCAAUGGAUAUCCUUAUUUAUUUGUUGUAAAUGUUGCUGCCGUGUUUAGUCUCUCGCGUGUGUGUCCGACCACCCAGGUGAUGAUGAUACAGGUUUACAUGCUCGUACACUAUUGCGGGGCACCGGGAGCCUGCAAUAACAAUGAAGCCAAAAAAAAUCUGCCUUCCCCCUUUCUCUUCCCACCCCCUGUAUCCCGAGCUCCGUGGGCUGGCUGCUGUUUUAAGGGGGUGCUGUAGCUUCGUUUCCUCUUCCUGUUCCCCCUUUUCCCUGUGUUUUUCUGUUCACCCUUCCCUUGGCAAUCUCAGCCCAGGCUCUGAGCAGACAGAGCCAGCUCCAUCCCUCAGCUGGGCAGGGCGAGGGAACUGCCGGGCACCAGAACUUCCUCAUUUCCUUUCCCUUUCCCCAUUUUCUCUCUGCAUGAUGAAGUAUUAAUGGAACCGAGAGCUGGGUUUUGCUUUCAGGGGGAUUCCUUUCCUCUUUUCUGUUGUGCUGAUGGUGGGAAGGUCUGUUGGCACCCCAAGGGGGUGCCUGUGAAUUGUCCCAUAUGUGGCAGGGCUGAGGGGAUGCCCAUGGGAAUGGCUUGCUCCAUCUUCCCCAUCCCAGCCGGGGUGAUGCAGUAACUCCUGCCCUAUGGCUGCCCGGCCAAGAGAUGCUUGAGGUGUCUCCUUAUCCCCUUGCUCCCUGUUUAGGACAUGGGAAGUUUUGCUGUAAUCCAAGGGCACAGCUCCAAAGCAGAGCCGUUUGCAUCCAUGGUGGGAAAAAGCUAGGGAAAAGUGACUGGAGACACCCAAGUGUGGGGCUUGGAAAUGGUGCCCCAUCCACAAGGGAUAAUGUGUGGCUUCUCCAUCACCUGCCAGCACUCUGGAUGUGCUCCAGCAGGGCUCAGCUCCAGGACACAGUUGGCAUCUCCACUGGAGGACAAGAUGCUGCCGCAGCUCUGUUUCCAUCUGCCUUGGUCCCUGCAAUGGGGAAGGAGAGAUUUGCAUCUCAUCAGGAGCAAAGUGCAAGAUGCCUGUGGGACCCCUAAAGCCACCUGCGAUGGCUCUGGUGUGGUUUGCUCCUGGCCCUGUGAUCCCAAUGCCAUGCUCCUACCACCCUAGGGGCUCACCCCUCUGUCCCUGCUCUGGUUGAUGCUGGCAGUAUCUUUCCACCCGCUGUCUGCAGCCCCCAUGGCUGGGAUUUGUCCCCGUAGUGGUGGGAAGUGACAUCUGGAUGUGGAGGAUGUUCUCCGAUGAUGUAGGGGAUAAGGAAAUACUCCAGCCAAGUGAUGCUGGUCCUUUGCCAUGCAGCCCUAAUCCCCAGUUUCGGGGCCCAUGUGUUGGUGGCGUUUUCUGAUGCCCAUAAAAAACACCCUUCCCCAUUCCCCAAGGAGAGCGACCUCACGUCCAUGUGCAAUAUUUCUGCCUCUUCUGCAGCUCCUGCCCCUGAGGGUGCCCAUGUUUCCCUCCUGGAGGGUGUCACCUCGCUCCCUCCCAUGGAAACCCCUUAUCCUUGAUGCUUUGUGGCCAAAACGCAACUCUCUUGGGUAGAUCUUUGCAGUGCCUCCAACUUCUCUAACGCUUGUCUGCCAGACCGGUCCCUUUCUGGUGCCAAUCAAUGUUCCCAUUGAACGUGACACUGCUGCAAUCUCCUCUGCUGAUAAAUGAUGGACCCUGUGGUGUUUGACACAAUUCCCAGGCAAAGGCAAACCUUAUUUGCUCUGAUGCUUUGCUCUGAAAGGCUUUUAAUUUUCAGAGGACCUGCUGUGCUUUGAGCUCCAUCAGUGCUCGACAACGUCUGACCAGGAAGCAGCCCCAUCACAGGGGGGAUGAAGGACCAACAUCAGCCUGGGAGAGCUUCAGACCCCCGAAAUACUGACAUUCAGUGCCCAUCAGGAUGGUGCUGACAUUCCUACCAGCAACCUCCUGCUGCUGCUGCUGCUGCUGGGCUCAGGGAUGGAGCCCAAGGCCUCGGCCUCCCCUGCCCCUAGUUAAAUAUUUGCACAUUAUCCAAGAAAAAAGAGCAAAAAGGGAAGAAGUUUUUGGCUGUAUUCAAAGCUCUGUGCUGGCUGCGAGGACCCUGUUGGGUUGGUGGCAGUGAUGAGUGUUGCUGGGCAGGAUUGGGGCUGGCUCUUGCCCUGGGUCUUGGCUCUGGCCCUGCAGUGGGUCUGUCCUGCCCUGCUCUUGGCAUGCUCGGUGUCCCCAUUCACAUCACUUUGCCCUCAGUAUUCCCCCCUGGCUGUGGAUCUGGGGCUCUGGUUGGAUGCUUCUGGCCUCCCUUUGGGGAGCAUUGGUGGCCCUGACUCCUGAACAUCACCAGGACCUGCAGCUUCUCUGUACCACCGACAACAAAGCUUGAAGCAUCUCUCGCUUGGCAAUGUUGGCCUUAACCUUCUCGUGCCUCAGUUUCCCCAUCGGUGAAAUGGCCUGAGGGGUGAGCCAUCCCCUCUGCAAAGCGAUUCAAUGCCUGUGCCCAGGGAGGCACCAGCACUGGAUAUGGCUCAUGAGCUCGCGAGGGUUUGGCAGGAGCCACCAAACAUCAGGCACACCGGGAGCAGUGCACGAACCACUGCAUCGGAGCUCCCAUCAGUGAAUAGUUAAGUCUGCUCUUCUUCCACCCGCUCAUGGUUAAAGCCAACAGCCAGAAAGACCUGGGUCGGUUCUGCUCAUAGCCAGCUUCCUGAUCCCUGGAUGAAAGCAGCUGCACCCUGGUGAUGGGCAGGGGACAGCGCAGGGUCCAGCCCCGGCAGCUGCAGUGUCCCCCCCCACCUCUCAUUUGUCCCGUCGGUGUUGCCCCAUUAAACUGCAGUGUCUGCACUUCCCUUUCUUUUCACUCUUCUGUUCGUGCGCUGCCUGUUGCUGCUUUGAGCUGCGCCUUCCCUUGAGCUCUGGGGCUGGGCUGAGCUGUUCUCUCCCUGCAGAAGGCUCCGGGGGCAGAUUCCAGUCCCCAUCAUGGCACAAACGAGGACCCAGGAGAGAUGCAAAGCGGGUUUUUCCUCCACAGCAGCCCUUUAAUUGCUGUGAUUUGUAACGAGACCAGGUGGCCCCUGGGGUGCUCCCCAUGGGGUUUAUUGGGGGGGGGGGGAAGUUUGCUUAUGGGGUCCCCAGACCCUCUUUGUGCUGGGUACCAGCUGCAUCCCACAGAUGUGGGUGCCUGUUGGUGCCUGCCUCCCAUGCCACCAGGACAUGCAUCCCAGUUGGAUGUUUGGGAGGAUGAGGCUGUGGAAUCGCCAUCCCAGAGCCACUGUUCCACUGGCAUGGGGAGGGAUGGAAGUAAUACCACUGGCUAUGGUGGGGCUGUGCUAACCUGGAGGGUGGAAUGGUUUUGGAUCUGGGGCUUUGAAGCAGGGCCAUAUGUGGCAUGGGGGCAGCCAGAAUCAUUGGCAUGGCUGCCCUCUUCCCAUGUAUUUCGGGUUGGGGGGAUUGGAUGGGAUGGAUGGGUGAGCCACAGCCAGCUCGCUGUCCCAUUGUCCCCAUCCUGGGCUACACAGGGAGACCUGGGGCAUUUGGGGAGGGUAUCAUACACCUUCACAGUGGCAUUAGAGGGGAUAGGUUCACCUGGGGUGGUGGUGGUGACAAAGGUGGGAGCUGAUGGCCCUGGUCCUGGUGCACAGUUUGGGGGUCCCCUUGCAGAGCAGUUCUGGGUCUCGGUUCCAUGUGCCAGCCCCAGCAGCACUGCAGGGAAGCCGUUUGGCCCUCCUCUCUCUGCUCCUGCAGCCACCAGCCCCGGGUUGGGUGCUGUGUCCUCUGGGACCCCUGCUUGGAGCCCCGGGCUGAGAAACAACAGCUCCAGCAAAAGAGCCUUGUUUGUAAAGAUGAAGCCUGUUUGUGCGUCCGUGCCGGUGUCUCGGCUUGCAUGCCCUGCUGCCUUGUCUUGAGAUGAAUUCAAGAGCAAACCAAGCAAACGAAACGGUUUAAUAACGACAAAGAAAACAAAA
Pezoporus occidentalis (night parrot) is the source of this 5427-nucleotide messenger RNA. RefSeq names its product neuronal calcium sensor 1 (gene NCS1). Gene Ontology annotation, molecular function: calcium sensitive guanylate cyclase activator activity; calcium ion binding. The record is from RefSeq and is a predicted model, not a curated record. The transcript has 8 exons. Bases 264 to 836 code for a protein of 190 amino acids. Lineage: Eukaryota; Metazoa; Chordata; Aves; Psittaciformes; Psittacidae.